Messenger RNA from Mobula hypostoma (lesser devil ray), 3046 nucleotides. It is a transcript of the gene poli, whose product is annotated as polymerase (DNA directed) iota. Lineage: Eukaryota; Metazoa; Chordata; Chondrichthyes; Myliobatiformes; Myliobatidae. The transcript has 10 exons. Gene Ontology annotation, biological process: translesion synthesis. The coding region runs from base 548 to 2650 and encodes 700 amino acids. The record is from RefSeq and is a predicted model, not a curated record. Gene Ontology annotation, molecular function: damaged DNA binding; DNA-directed DNA polymerase activity.
UAUAAGGCAGUCCCUGUCUCAACAAACCCAGAACGCUUCCUGUCUGCCAAACUGGGGGUGUGCCAAAACGUAACUAGGGGAGAACUUUGUCGUCUGCUUUAGACGAGUCCACAGCAAAUAAGCAGAGGCGACAGGAAGAACUUGGUUUUGAUAUUUACUUUGCCCUGUCACUGAACACUGGCUCCAGCCCUUGCAUUCAGAAAUAAUAACAACUUAUUUAUCGAGCACAGGCGAUAUAGUUCAAAGUGCUUCACAAUAGGAUAGACGUGCAAAAAUAAUGUUAAAAUAAAAAUAAACACGAAAAUAAAAUACAAAAAGAUGUUAGUUAAAAGCAGGAGUAGACAAGCGGGUUUUGAGCUGAGCUUUAGAAGUGUCAACUGAGUCUGCUUUCCUUAUAGUGAUAGCUAUGAAGUUCCAGUCUCGUACGUAGUUCAAAAAAAAAGCCGACCUGCCAAUUAUCUUUUGAGGGGAAUUAUUUAAAUUUAAGAGAGGGCCGGAAGAAGAUUUGAGAGCUCGAACAGGAUUAUAAAACGAAAACGAUUCGGUGAUGUACUCCAGUCCCAGACCAUUAAGAGCUUUAAAAACAAGCAAUUGUUCUAAAGAUGUUUUUCAAGCUGCUGAUCUCCGGGGAUUCAGGGUAAUUGUGCAUAUUGAUCUCGAUUGCUUCUACGCUCAGGUGGAAACAAUGCAACAUCCUGAAUACCGAGGAAUGCCUCUGGCUGUUCAUCAAAAACACCUGGUGGUCACUUGUAAUUAUGAAGCCAGAAGGUAUGGAGUUAAUAAAAUGAUGUCAGUCAGCGUUGCUAAAGAAAGGUGCCCCGAUGUAAUUCUUAUCUGUGGAGAAGACCUGACCCCUUACAGGGACGCAUCAUACCAAAUAACAGAACUGCUGGAGGAAUUCAGUCCACUAGUGGAACGACUAGGCUUUGAUGAAAAUUUUGUCGACGUAACUGAACUAGUGGAGAAGAGAUUGCAACAGAUUGGAAGUGGUGUUGUCCCGGCAGACUUGUUCGUAUCUGGUCAUGUCUACGGUAACCAGGCAUUAAAUCCAGCUGAUGGAAAACAUGUUCGGCUGGCUCUUGGAUCGAAAAUCGCAGAUGAGAUGAGAGGAGCGAUAUACGAACGGAUUGGUCUCACCAGUAGUGCAGGAAUUGCGUCCAAUAAGUUGCAGGCGAAGCUGGUGUCUGGGACAUUUAAACCCAACCAGCAAGCAACAUUGUUACCAGAAAGUGUUGGAGACCGUAUGGAGAAUGUCAUGCACCUCAAACAAGUACCUGGGAUUGGUCCUAAAACCGUCAGGCGCCUUGAGUUUCAUGGAGUUCACACUAUUCAUGCUCUGCAAAUGUUUUCCUUGGACCUGCUAGAGAAGGAGUUGGGAGUGUGCGCAGCACAGCGAAUACACAAGCUCAGCUUUGGAGAAGACAAUUCUCCUGUCACCCCCAGAGGUCCACCCCAGUCCCUCAGUAAUGAAGAUUCCUUCCGAAAAUGCUCCUCAUUGGUGGAAAUCCGAGCGAAACUUGAAGAGUUACUCAUUAGUCUCCUAAUCAGAUUACAGAAAGAUGGGCGUGUACCACGGACCAUAAGAUUAACAAUUAGACGCUCUUCGGCCACUAACCAAUGGUUCAAUCGAGAGAGUCGACAGUGUCCUGUUCCAAAUCAGCUCAUGCCGAAACUUAACGCAGGUACCUGCGAACUUGUGCCUCCACUGGUUGACAUCCUAAUAAAGCUGUUGCAAAAGAUGGUGGACACAAGAUCUCUGUUCUUCGUAAGCCUCCUGAAUGUGUGUUUCUCUAACCUUAUACAGCCCGCCUUGUCUUCUCCUCUCAAAGGAUCGAUUGGUUUCUAUUUAACGCAGAAAUCUCCUGGAAAAUUAGACACGAGUCCAAAGGUAAAAGUGAAAAGACAGCUUCUCGAACAAUGGAGAGGGUCUGAUGAUUCAGGAGAUGCUACAAGUCCAUUGAAAAAGAAAAGAAAUUUCUUAGAGUCUACCUCAGAGGAUGCUGACAGUUCUGAUUCAACACAGGAAUUCUCAAAUACUAAUCUGCCACCUGGGAUUGACCUGAAUGUAUUUAGAGAACUCCCCGCUAAUAUUCAGAAGGAAAUUAUAACUGACGCCAGCCGUUCACCGAAUCAGCAGGAGUACCGCAGUCCCCAAAAGCAGAGUAUUGAGAGAACACCUCGUAAAAGCAGCUUUUACUUCAGAUCUCUCACGGAGGAUCAGAGGAAGUUGCUGAUACCCCCCGAUGCUGAGAGUAAUUUGUCCAUUCCCAGUGCAGUUCGCUCUAUUGGUACAGAUUUUCACAGCAGGACGUCAGCUGGUCCUGGAGACCAUUUGGAGGAGCGAGCUGUGCAAGGCCCUCCACCUCCAUGUGAAGUUUUGCAGCCUGCUAAGGCAGCUCCUGAGGCACCCACCAAUCAAAAUUCCCCACCCUUCCCCAGCAACGUGGAUGCAAAGGUGUUCUCACAAUUGCCAACUGAACUUCAGAAAGAACUUCUUGGGGAAUGGAAGCAGCAAAGGACGAUGUCGAAGUUAAAUGUUACAAAACGAGACAGCAAAUUCAAACCCAGCGCAGGAUCCAGACACUCCCAAAAGAUUCCCAAGUCCAACAGUAUUCUAAAGUACUUUAGCAAAAGCACUUUCCAGAAGUGAGCUUUUGGAAAAGGCAGUUUACAGGAUGGGUUGUACCCGCAAUGAUAUUUCCUGAUCGCUUCUUUGUCCUGGGCACACAAAAGUCCUGCAGUGACGGGAGACUGCUGCCAAUAUGACUGUACUUGAACAUGACAAUGAAACAGAAUGACUGAAAGCAAGGUUCUUGAAUGCUCGCAGUGUUCCUAAACAUGUGGCGUCCUUCAAAGAAAACAUUAGAUGUGCAGUGGAAUGUGUGGACUGUGUUACAUGGCACGUCAGCUGUGUCUGUUUGCCAAUUCAACAGAUGCCGUGAUAGUGUUACUGUGAUUGUUAUAAACUCACUGUGUUUACAAAAAUAAAGUUAACUGAUUGAAUUAUUGUCAUUAAAAAUUCUGACAUGCCAGACAUUUUUGUGGA